AUGGAGACCGGGACGGGGCCGGGAAACGGGGCAUCUGCGGGGUACGGGGCAUCCGCGGGGGCCGUGGGAGCCUGCCUGGAGAUGGAUGCACAGGGCCCGCUCCCCAGUAUUGUGGAAGAGUUCAAGAGAAUAGAUUACAGCAAAUGGCAGAAGGCAGAAGCAGAGGAAAGGAAAUCUCCAGCCCACAGGAUGACUUGGCCACCGCUCACUGAUGAGGACAAGAAGAAAGGGGAGAACAAGCCAGUUGCAUUUAUACCAAGUAGAAAACCACCCUUGCCUUCAGAGACAUCAUCCCAAGAGAAAUACAGAAGUUCUACUCAGAGGAAAUCAGCUCUUCAGAAGGCUGAACUAGCUAAAACCUUGGAAGAGAUCAAAAUUACCACAAAUCUGAUUAAUCUGAAGAAAAACACCAUUGAGGAGCUGAGGCAGCUUAGCACCCACCUGGCAGAGACCGACUACCAGCUAAUCAAGGACAUCCAGCACACUGACAACAGCACUGCCAAGCAAGCCAGGAGCCUGCUGCAGCAGUAUGAAGUAGUUCAGAGGGUGAAAGCAAUGGUGCAGACCUUCAAUCAGAACCAGCUGGAUACAGCAAGGGCAGAGCUCCAGGAAAUGGAAAAAACAGUGGAAAAGAAUCUGGGAAAGCUCCAGCAGCAGCUGGAUGAAGUCACAUCAAAAGUGCAGGUUCUCCAGGACAUCCUGUGGACCUACAUCAAUGGACAGCAUCUGGAACAAGCUGUCCAGACAGUCUUUCUGCAGCACAGCAUCCAGAACCUGAAGGAGCAGCAGCAGAUGGAGACAGACAAGGCAGAAGAAAUGGGGAAGGCCAUCUUGGAGGAACUGGAAGAGAAGGCAUGGGUGGAACAAGAGGUGCUAUUACAGAAAGUCAUGGAGAUUUGUGGAGAGAUGUUGCUGCACCAGGGUGGCCCAAAGCAGAUGGUGAUAAACAACUACAGUCUGCAACAUGAAAUACUGAGGCAAAGGGAGGUGAGCAAGCUGGGUAAGAACCAGCCAGAGCCAGCCACUCUCAGCCUUUGCCCUUCAUGAAUAUUUUGUCUCUCUGCUAUUAUUAAGGACCUGGAGGAGGAGAUUGGUGAGCUGAAGAGAAGCAUCCAGACACUUCACCAGAGUGCAAGAGACCUGAUCUUUGCUGACGUUCUUCUCUACAGACCUAAGUAAGGCUGGCCAGUGAACAUGCAUGGUUCUUUUUCUGUGGCCUUAGCCUGCAGAGUCUUUGGCACUGAGCGCUAAUAACCCUACCCCAUCAUUUCCACAGACAUCAUGGCUAAACCUAUACCCAGCCUGAGCU
Falco peregrinus (peregrine falcon) is the source of this 1309-nucleotide messenger RNA. It is a transcript of the gene C9H20orf96, whose product is annotated as chromosome 9 C20orf96 homolog. NCBI's taxonomy places the organism in Eukaryota, Metazoa, Chordata, Aves, Falconiformes, Falconidae. The record is from RefSeq and is a predicted model, not a curated record. The transcript is spliced from 11 exons.